AUUUACGUGCUGAGUAUCGUAGGUAGGUACGUAUGUAUAUAAAACCCAAGACGCGCCCGAAUGUAGACGUAUACCGCCAAAUACACUCGUCCGAGUUGCAUCGCGAGAAAAAAAUGUCGAUAAACAGGAUUUCAGUCGUUCUGGUAGUGACAAUAAUUGUUUCGAAUACGGUCCACUGUACUGUUUCGACUUUGCCCGCCACGAAUACACACACGGCGCUGCAUGACGAAUUGUUAAACGUCCUAAAAAAAUUUCACUCAUCGUCACCGGGCACGGAUCCAGAAACGCCGGUGACGGGGACCACACCGAUUUCGCCACAUUCCGGUCGGAUUUCGAUUAUGCAUUUUCCCGGGGCGACCAGUUCCUUCAACGCCGAUCAAUCGUCUAAAUCAUCGGCCAAUCCUAUUGGCACUCCUAAUCCGUUAGUCCCGGGUGUGCUGCACCAGCCACCGUUCGGCCUCGACCUGCAGGUGCCCGACCGUGUUUACAACCAAAUGACCGAACCAUCACCAUCGCGAGCACUCCUGCAGUCACGAGGAAUCGGAGGAAAUCCGCUUCCUGUUUCCGUUCCGCCGACAAUCGCAGAUCCGAAAACAUCACCCACUCAUAUGCCACCAGCAUCGUCCCAUUCCCCGAACCCGACCCUGCAAAAAAUAGAGCCGGUCAAUUUGUCGCCCAAGUUCAACCAAGAGCUGACAAAACUGUUAGGCGAUUUGCGGAUGACUCCCGGUACACUGCAAGAACCGGCUGCUACCCCGGGUCAAAAUCAAAUGAUCGCCCCCGGUGAGACUACUCUUCAACUCCAUUCUCCCGGUUCACCGAUCUCACAGCAGCCCCCCAGAGUCCAGCGACCGAUUCUCGGCCCGAAUCAGACGCCGCUAGACUAUUUACUGAGUCCGGCAUUCCCGAUACACCAAUUAAAUUCUAUAAAUCGUCAACCCCUGCCGACCAAUAAACCACGUCCAAACUUGGAUUUUGUAAAAUAUUUGCUGACUUUACCUCGAUAUCAACAAGCUUUAAACGAAUUGAUUGCAAGUCAAUCUUCAAUUCAAACGUAAAAUCAACGAAUGCGUUAAACAUAAAUUAUUAUAUAUAAUUAGGUAUAUUAUUUAAUCGUUUUAAAAUUGUCUUAUAAAUUUUUAAUAGUUAAUAGCCCUGCUCUCUGUGGGCUAUCUUUUAACUU
This is a messenger RNA of Rhopalosiphum maidis (corn leaf aphid), 1183 nucleotides long. RefSeq lists its product as uncharacterized. The record is from RefSeq and is a predicted model, not a curated record. The transcript is spliced from 2 exons. Lineage: Eukaryota; Metazoa; Arthropoda; Insecta; Hemiptera; Aphididae. Bases 33 to 1058 code for a protein of 341 amino acids.